AUGACCUCCCAACCCUCCUCCUCAAACACGUAUACGCUCCCCACAACGCUGCACCCUCAAUCACCAUCUCGCAGCUGGAAACACCGUCUCAACAUCCUCAAACCCUCCGCCUCUAAUGACGUACCAACCCAAAGCGGCAGUCCUCUAACCCGCGGUCCUACAAACGGAAGCGCGAAAAGUAAAUAUGUGCCUCAGUGGUGGAAAGUCCGGCUGUUUCGUGGUAUGAUCAAUGACUUAAGGAGGAGAGCCCCGUUUUAUUGGAGCGAUUGGACGGAUGCGUGGGAUUAUAGGGUUGUGCCUGCGACGGUUUAUAUGUAUUUCGCCAACAUUUUGCCUGCCUUGGCGUUUUCGUUGGAUAUGUUCACGAAAACUAAUAUGAGUUAUGGUGUUAAUGAGGUGUUGUUGGCUUCGGUACUUGGAUCUGUCGUUUUUGCCCUAUUUUCUGCUCAGCCGCUUGUUAUUGUUGGUGUUACGGGUCCGAUUACGGUCUUUAACUACACUGUUUACGAUAUUAUGGUGCCUACAGGGACGAACUACUUUGCUUUUAUGGCAUUGGUCGGACUCUGGUCACUUGCUAUGCAUUGGGUGCUUGCCAUCACAAAUUCUUGCAACGCACUUAAAUAUGUCACGAGAUUCUCGUGCGAUAUCUUUGGAUUCUACGUUGCUUUUAUAUACCUACAAAAAGGUAUCCAGGUACUGACCCGCCAAGGCUCAAAUGAAGGAUUCUACCUCUCCAUCAUGGUAUCUCUUCUCGUCCUAGUCGUCGGCUAUAUGUGUGGAGUGAUCGGAUCAAGUCCCCUAUUUCAACAUUACGUACGAGUUUUCAUCAAAGAUUAUGGCACACCACUUACCGUCAUCUUCUUUACUGGGUUCGUCCAUAUCGGCAAAAUGGCAGAUAUAAGCCUUGAAACACUGCCAACGAGCAAAGCGUUCUUUCCUACCAGUGAUAGAGGGUGGUUCGUCCAUUUCUGGGAUAUCAGAGUUUCGGACGUCUUCAUCGCCAUACCCUUCGCGAUUCUUCUGACGAUUCUCUUUUACUUCGAUCAUAAUGCGCAAGGGACCGAAUUUCCACUCCGCAAGCCUGCCGGCUUCCACUGGGAUCUCUUCCUCCUCGGUCUCACCACAGGAGUUGCCGGUCUUUUAGGUAUCCCAGCCCCGAAUGGACUUAUCCCUCAAGCACCAUUCCACACCGACUCUCUGUGUGUCUCAAAGGUCGUGAGCGAUCCAGAUGAAGAGGGCGCGAACAAGGGUCAUGUAGUCACUAAAGUCGACCAUGUUGUGGAGCAAAGAGUUUCAAAUCUCGCGCAAGGUCUAUUAACAUUAGGAACAAUGACCGGACCACUUCUAGUAGUAAUCCAUCUCAUCCCACAAGGCGUUCUCGCAGGUCUCUUCUUCGUCAUGGGCGUCCAAGCCCUCGAAGGUAACGGCAUAACCCUCAAAAUCCUCUUCCUAUGCAAAGACUCUACACUCACACCAGCUUCCGAACCACUCAAACGAAUCCAACGCCGCAAAGCCAUCUGGGUCUUUGUCGCUAUCCAACUCAUCGGCUUCGGCGCUACGUUCGCUAUCACGCAAACGAUCGCCGCUGUCGGGUUCCCGGUCAUUAUUCUGUUGCUGGUGCCGGUGCGCACGUUUUUGUUGCCGAGGUGGUUUCGGGAUGAGGAGUUGAGGGUGCUGGAUGCGCCCACUGCGAGUCCGUUUACGAUGGUUAGUGUGGGCGGGAAUUAUGGGGAGAGUGAUAGUGCGGAAGAGAGUGCGGGAGGCGAAACAGAGGGGGGUGUGGUUGUUGGGAAGGAGGAUGGGGAUGUGGGGAGGGCGGAAAGGGGGGAGGUCAGUGAGGGUUCUAGUAGUGGUGGGAGACGGGUUAAGAGGAGGGAAAGUUGGAGAGGUGAGAGGGGUGGGGAGAGUAUUGAGAUGGAGGCGAGGACGGGGAUGAAUCGUCGGAGUGCGAGUCGCCAGUCGAAAGAUUAG
Molecule: messenger RNA, 1971 nt
Organism: Glarea lozoyensis ATCC 20868
Lineage: Eukaryota; Fungi; Ascomycota; Leotiomycetes; Helotiales; Helotiaceae
Exons: 6
Coding region: 1-1971 (656 amino acids)
Biological process (GO): monoatomic anion transport; monoatomic ion homeostasis; borate transport
Cellular component (GO): plasma membrane; fungal-type vacuole
Molecular function (GO): borate efflux transmembrane transporter activity; solute:inorganic anion antiporter activity
Source: RefSeq, a predicted model, not a curated record